AUGACGGAGUCAGCGCCGCUGCAGGGUCUCAGCCUGAUUGAGAACGGGUGGUUCAUCGAGAAGAAUGCUCAGUGGCCCGGUCAAGCCAACGCACUGGAGGUGAAAGAGGUACUUCUGCACAAGAAGACCAAAUUCCAAGAUCUGCUGGUGUUCGCAUCUGCGAAGCACGGAAACGUGAUCGUACUGGAUGGAGUUAUACAAAUCACAGAGCGUGAUGAAAUGUCAUAUCAGGAGAUGCUGGCACACUUGCCCAUGUUCUCCGCGGACAAGCCCACGCAUGUUCUCAUCAUUGGAGGUGGGGAUGGAGGCGUCCUUCGCGAAGUGGUGAAGCAUGACACUGUGGAGAAGGUGACUUGGUGCGAAAUUGACGGCGAUGUGGUGGAGGCCGCAAAGAAAUACAUGCCUAACGUGGCCGUUGCCGUCAGUAAUCCGAAAACCGAGCUGCUCGUCGGCGACGGU
Molecule: messenger RNA, 459 nt
Organism: Symbiodinium necroappetens
Lineage: Eukaryota; Dinophyceae; Suessiales; Symbiodiniaceae
Source: the annotation of a GenBank genome assembly